GUGUCGGUUGCUGCCUGGGCACCGGUUUACGGCUAAAGAACAAAACAAGAAUAACAAUCUUGUUUUCGUGGGAGUGCAUGCCUCGAAUAUCAACAAUAACGUCCGUGCCUCAAUAGAGCGCCGUUCUGUGGGACGCGAGGUAUGAGCUACGCGAACCGUGCUGGGGGAGGGGCACUGGGAUGUCGAGGACGUUACGCACGUGCAGCGCGCCUCCACCUCAGUAGCCAAUUAAUACUCUUCUCUUUCAGUAUUAUUUUUUUUAACUCUUCUAACAAGGGGGCGGAGGGUCUGUCUGCAUUCCCCGAGUCUCUGAUUGCGCCCUCCUCGCGGAUAUUUUUUUUCCUGCCGCGCUUGUUCGAUCUGUGCGUGCCUGCACGCGCCGGCCACCCUCCUAUCUAUCGCCCCCCCUCGGCGACGAGGUUGGUUGCGCCGCGCUCGAGCAACGAACGUGCGACGCACGCCUGCGGAGGGGCGGGGAGGUGGGUGGGGGUGGCGAUAAAAGCGUCUCGUCUCUCAGCGGACACGCUCGCGUUCGUGUUGCUUGCUUCUUUCUGCUUGUGGCGGCGCACUCGCUCGCCUUUUCGAAAGGCGUGUGGAGUCAUCGCACGGUAAAGAGAGGCGGUGGCGUGCAGGCCGCGGCCCGAAGCGAGGAGGCACUCCGCCGUCUCGACGCGACACGCGAGUGCGUUGACAGACAUCUCGGCUGCGGUAGCAGACGACGGACGGGGAGAAGAGCGGAGCAGACGACGCGCAAACCGCCAACGGACGGCGAGGACGCGAGGGUGCGGUUGUUUGGGGCUGGUGGGUGGCAGGCGGAGGAAAUCGGUGGCGGGUGCGACGACGGCGGGAGGUGGUGCGGUGGGGGUGCGCAGGAUUCUUCCCAAGGUUGCCGUGCGUGCGCGACAGAUUCGGCAUCAGCGUCCGCGCGGCAACGGCUUUCGCUCGCCCCUGUGUUUCUGCAGCGACGGGACCGGAGAACCGCUGGCGGCGCGCCGGUGCCGCGGCGGGGAGCUGCAUCAGCAGCAGCUGGGCGCGGCGGCAUCAUCAUCCGUGGAGGGGGCACCAGGAUGGGGUUUGUCCCGCUCCUGUUGCCGGCGCUGCUCGCCGUAGCGGCAGCGGCGUCGGCGGCCGGCUUGGACGGGUUCGACUGGGCCGGGCGGCUUGCGCAGCCCACCUGCCUCGAGAUACCGGCCAACCUGACGCUGUGUCGCGGCAUCGGCUACACGCGCAUGCGACUGCCCAACCUGCUCGAACACGACAGCAUGGCGGAGGUUCAACAGCAGGCGCGCUCCUGGGUGCAGCUGGUGAACCGGCGCUGCCACCCGGACACUCAGCUCUUCCUGUGCUCGCUCUUCUCGCCCGUCUGUCUGGAGCGGCCCAUCUUUCCCUGCCGAAGCCUGUGCGAGGCCGUGCGCAGGGGAUGCGAGUCCACCAUGGCACACUACGGCUACCCGUGGCCGGACAUGGUCCGCUGCGACAAGUUUCCCCUGGACAAUGACAUGUGCAUCGGUGUGCAGAGCGCCGCUGCAGCGAGCGAGGCCUCGGCGUCGGUCGCCUGCAGGGCUUGCCAACAGGCCAACACGACGGAGUCGCUCGUGGACAACUACUGCCGCGCCGACUUCGUGGUGCGUGCCCGGGUGAAGCGCCUUCAGGGAUCUCAGCUGCAGUGCAAGCGCUCAAAGCUGCUCAAGCUGCGCCAGGGCCUGCCACGACGUCAGCUUCGGCGCCCUGUCCUCAAGGCGCCAGACUUUGAACGCUGUUGCGGCCCGCUCAAGGGACAGCUGCUGCUCAUGGGGCUGCGUGCCGAAAACGGCAGUCUGGCCCCUUUGCUCAUCAUGCCCUGGCGCCGCACCACGGCCUUCCGCAAGGCCCUGCGGCUCAUGCGCGGAGUUGACUGCGCCAACCCGCUGCAGCACUAGUCGGUCUUGGAAAGAAGGAAGGUUGGCUGUGACACGUUUUUCUUCGGACGUGCAGCUGAAACCCAGAACGUCCUGUCUUCCAGCCCUACGAUGGCCUGGACAGUGGGGCCGCGCAUUUCUCUCUUGCUGGAGGGUAGCCGGCAUCGCAAACGAAGCAGAUGUGUUGUUCCUGGCAAGUCUUUGUUGAGGGUACAUGAAACUAAGUGCUUGCCUAAUUUGCCUGAAACAGCAGAAGUAAGGUCAUGUCCGAGAGGAAGGCAGACAGGUGCUCCGACUGUUCUGUAUUGCACUCCAUUUCGCACUUUACCGAGGUUUUGCGACAACAGAAAGUGCAUAGCAUUCUACUUUUCUACCACUUCCUCUUCCUCGUACCUCCUUAGUGCUUUUCUUUUUCCUGUCUUUCUUUUGCCAUGAACAUUAAAUAUGCACGUCACCAUGCAAGAAAGGCAAGAAUUAAAAGCAUCAGUACUCCUGAUAAGCAUAUCAGAAGCAAAGUUGCCAAAUCGAACAUGUCAGUGUUGUGAAGCAAAGUAGGCGUUUGGUAUUUUACGUCUUCAAACGAGACAUCAUUUUGUAGUCUGUUCAGUACUACUGCCUGUCAUCUAAUAGAAAAUGGAGGUGCAUUUGGUACAUCUCUGCAAUCUGCACUUCAUGCAAGACUGCAGAUUUCAUGCUGCACAGCUGACGCUGAACACAAGCGAUAAGCUUCUGUGCCAUCUACGCUUCAUAUACAAAGUAUGGCUGGCAAUGACAUUAGCAUCAAUGCCCUCUCGGAAGAAUCAGCGCCUGUGUGUAUUGCUCCAUCACUGCAGUGAUCAAUCAGUUUUCAAAAUAUUGCUUUCCAUUUUCUCUGACUGGCAAUACAGGGGAGUAGAUGUGAACGAAGAACUUGGCAGACGCCUUAUCUGUGAGCUUUGUUUUUAAUGUUACACAUCUAGUGUUUGUGCUGACAGGAUGAGUCACUGACAUCAUCAUGUGAACAAACCUCUAUUCCCACAGUAAACUGCAGCACUGAUGUUCCACUCAAAGGUAAAAGUAACCCUCAGGUGGCCAGUUAACCAUAUUACUCUAGCACUCUCAAAGGUGUCACACCCUGUUGGUUACACUUUUCUUUUAUGACAAUAACUGUCAUUGUUGUGAACAUUUUCUUUUUCUUGUGCUGCUUACCUCGUAGGGGUCGCACACAGUCCUGGUGAAAAAAAUGUGCAUCCCAGCUGGAAACUAUAAACAUGUUUGAAAUAUGUUUCUGUUGACAUGGUUGAAGCCCACUGUCAUUUUAGCAAACUUGCUGUUGCACUUAGCAGAAUUUUCUGUAAUGGCGAAAAUAUGCUUUCAGGAAAUUUCCACAAAGUAUUUAGUCUAUUCUAGCUGGUAUUAAAUGAUACUUCAGUGAAAUCAUUGGGGGUGGGGGGGGGGAGCGAAAAAAAAAAGGCAGCACUAUUUGCAGUGCCUGUCUUCACUGUAAACGUUUUUGGCAAAUUGUAUUUAGAAAUAUGGAAUAUUUUUUCACAGGCACCAAACAAACAUUUUUCUAUAACGUAAGCAAACACUGCCAUAAAAAUUUAAACACCUUAGAAGUGCCUUUCCAGUAUUCACUGCAUUGCUAUCACUAAAAUUGAAAGUUUUGCUGAACAGAAGAAAAAGUCUGAUAAUUGCAUUGGAACCUAAUUUGCUUACCAUAUUUUGGGAGGAUUUUUUCUAACCAAUUUAUCAGACCACAUUGGCAUAUAGCACAUGCAAAAUGGCAACACUUGAGGUUUUGCAUGUUAGUGUGCAACAGCAACGUAUACAAGGUGACUAAUGCUUUUAUUUCUAGGUGUAUGUAAUUGCAGCUGUAACACUAUGGUACACUUCAAUUACCUUUCUUUCUAGGCACACUGUCACGGACAAAUGAAACACUAGCGGGAAAGUAUAAAGUAGGACAGCUCUCACAAGUAAUAACUCUGGAGAGAGUGCGGUUUCGCGCCGCUGUAUAUCCGGUUGCCGAGGGUGGUGGAGGCUCCAAGCUAGCCGUGCAAGCUGUAGUUGUGCCGACAUCAAAGUGGCAAAAGCGGAGACGAGAGAACGCAUUCCAGUUAGCCCUAACUUGUUCGUGUUAUAUUUAUCCAUGACAGUAUGUGUCCGAGUACAUGCAUUUAUUGGAAAAAAAAAAAACAUUCUGUUUGCAAAGACAGAUACAUGUGGGCUCACUCUUGCAUGCUGUUGAAAGUGAAAGCAGAUCUUUUAUAUGUAGAGUUAUUCUUUAUAUCAUAAUUUUUGCCUCUCGUUUUAUCCACAGCAGUUUAAGUUUUGUACUCCAUUGUGAAUUAGUCCUGCCUCUCACUUUCCGAAUGAUAACCUAUGAUGUGUGGGUUGAUAGCAAUUAGAUAAUACACUGUUCUGCGCUGUGAUGGCCCCAACAAAUUUUUCUGUAAAGAGGUAAUCAAAAUUCUUUUCCUUUGGUGCCGCUGCAUGUCCUUAUGGAGCCUGCAUGCCAUGGCGUUCUGACGAAACUGAAAUACAAGAUGGCUGAUUCAUUUAAGUUGAUUGCUCUUUUUCCCUGUGCUACUUCCUACUUUUCUUUGCACAUUAGGGAGAGCUUUGACCAACUUUCAUGUCAGAAAAUAACUCUAUCAGUGUGUUUUACUGUGUAUUGCAAUGUAGCCACUUGUGAGUUGAAAGUUUGUCUUUUAUUUCUAUUGCAGGCAAACCCUAAUUGCAAGCUAGUUGAUCACUCGCUUCGACAUCGAAUGUGUCUGACUGCUAUGUGCAAGCACAUUUGCUGGCUUAAGUAAUUUCAACACUUUGCUUACUGUGCCUUGCGUGCAAGAUUUAAUUUCAUCCAUGAAAGGGUAUCCAAGCUGUUUAUGUUCCAACACAAAAAAUAAUGGUUGUAGUGCAUAUUUCCUGUGCAUUAGCAUAUUUCACAGGCAAUUUCUGAAAGUUAUAACUGGGGCAAAUUGGUGGAGGCAGGCAUUGAUUGUCAUUCUUAUCCCUGUUUGAUACUGAACCAGGCAAUUGUCUUUUCAAAACAAUGCAAAAUUGAGGUUUGGUAUAGUUUCAACAAAUAACAAAUGCUACUGAACUCUAGCCCCAGUCACUUUCAAGGUAAACUUUGUGGACCCAGCUUGCUGAGGAUUAAAAGGAAGAAAGAAAGAAAUUUGCAUUGAGGUGAAAUAAAUUAAGAAAUCAUUUGGGUAACUUGAGGAAACCCUUCCUUGGGCACCUACAUUGCUUUAUGUAUAUAUAUAUAUAUAUGUUUUGCGCUGCAAUUCCCAAUUACUUUUCUUGGCUGGCCAACUUGAUGCUAAGGACAUACCAGACUCUGCUUCGCCCUGAGGAAAACUAAGUAAAAAGCAAUAACCCCAACUUCCUAAAGUUGAUAGCAUGCCAUUAAGAACAGAGGCUGCAAAUUUGACAUCACACUGCUUUGUUACGUACAGCAUGCCAACAUGGCACUAUCGACUUGAGCAGCUCUCCGAAAUAGGAGGAGCUAGAAAAACAAAUGCAAGAGCUUAGUAGUUUAGCUGUAGAAAAAGCAGCCAUGAAACCCAUGUGCCUUUUUCUGACAAUUUCCCAUUGCCAAUUGCAAACUGCAGUCUUACUUGUGCACGGUAACAGUGAACAUGCCACCAGUUGUUCAGACAGGAUGCCAGGCUUGCACGCAAUUACUGCCUGCCAACUUGCGAGCGGCAUAAGAGUUUUUUCAACUGGUGAGCAGCACAAGAGGCUUCGUAUUGUCACUUUAGCUGUUUAUUUUUAAGUCUUUUGCGGGAACGUACAUGGAACUUUUGAUGUUAGAUUUACUUAUCUUGAUCUACUACAGUGGCUAUGACAUUUUACAGCAGUGCACUAGAUUGCAUGUUCGAAUUUCUGAAAUUUAAGAACUCUGCUGUAGUCCUCAUGCGACCAGAGUUAUGACUAGCAGGUCGUACUGAAAUGUUUCAAAUGUGCAAGCUUUCGUUAACGAGGUGACAUGACCACAACUAAUUAUGUCUUGUUUAGAUAGAUGUAGCCACUGGGGGAGUGAUAUUCUAACCUUUGAAUACUACUUAACUCGCAAAUAACUGGUGUGUUUGUAGCCUGUUGUAUGUAAAGACUGAGCCAUCUUGAGCCCUCUUCGUCCAACAAUCAUUUAUCUUUUGCAUUUAAGAAUUUUCUUCCUACUGCUUACGGUUGCUUGUGUUCAUAGCUUCAAGAAUGACAUCUUGUCUCGGAGUUCUGCAUUUUAUGUGAAGCUUCAGGAUCUCUAAUUCUUCGUACGUGAGAUCCCCAUUGAAGUGUGCAUUUGAUGUCCGAGAUUUCCCAAUGUCAGUGCCAUAUUACACAACGUAGUGUUAUUUCAGAUGCAAGGCCAUGUAUAAACAAGUGAAGCUUUAGUAGAUGUUUUUCUUUAGAAGUAUUUUUUUCUGCCAUUUUUUCAUUGUAAUGAAAGAUAGUUACUGGUGUUGUACCAACUUUUUUGCUAGACACAGUCUACCAUUGCCAAAUUUUAAUUGAUUGAAAGGUAUGUUGUUUUGUCGUCAGGUAGCCUUAGUAUGCAGUCAUUUGAUAUCUAGCUAUAUAUGGUAAGUGCUGUAUGUGGGGGAUUUACUCCAAGUCAACCAAAUUUCCAGUAGGCAGGUUAAGCAGAACUCAAGUUCAUAUUCAGUUCAGGUAGAACGCUUUACGCUGCCUCUGGUUCAUCAUGACCAGCUUUGCCCUUUGCAUCAUGUUCAGGGCAGAUAACAUUGAUAGCUCUUUUGUGAAUUCGAGAUUUUUCAUUUCAGCAGUGGCAACCCACAAUCUUUAAAAGGAUGCUGAAAAAAUUCAUAAUCUUAAGCUCGAACAGUAGACAGAACAUCUUGAAUACCAAAUGUGUCAAUUCUCCCUGCGUGCAGGAACUUGGUAAACCAGAAAGGAUAUGGGAAUUAGACUUGAAAAUCCACACACACGCUCUCAUGGACAUCACAGAUAGGGACAUCAUUAGCUCGAAGCCAGUAAUUUACUAGUAAAGGGCGAUGUCAGGGCAUUCAGAAGUAUGCAAUGACCUAGCUUCAGAGCUUCUGGAAAGUUUUGCUAAGCAUGAACAGACCCAAAUAUGCAAAAAAUUCCAUUAUAUCUCUGAUGACCUAUCGAUGUCAUUUUGUUCCAUGGUUUGUGUGUGGACUACAGUUCUUAUUGCUGAUAUUUGACCUUUUUCUACCAAGUAUGUGCGAAUUUGAGUUUUGAGAGUACGCUUUACCAGUCGAAAUUGAUUUGUUUGGUCUCUAGCAUCCCUAACAGCCAAAUGUGCCAUGAUAGUGCCAAGUUUUUUUUUACUAGGUAAAGAAGUGUUUAUACUGCAACUCUAUUUUGCCAUGUUUACUGCACAAUGCCCUUCCUAUGUGGCUUGCAUUAAACCUACCCGAGUUUGUUCUGAGUAUUUCAUUCACUAGUUGCUGUUUUGAGAGUGCUGUUUUCACAUUCAUUUGUUUUCUCACUUUCAGUAUGUGAACUGUCGCUUUGCAGGUCACAAUUUGUCUGGUUUGUCGUGAAAGACAAGUUUGAGUAAAGGUCGAGUGAGGCUUCAGCUUGCAUUCAGCUGUCGAGUGCUCGCUCUGAGCCCUAGAGUCAACCCUGUGUGCCAAAGGAUGUUGUGUGUGUUUUUGCUUUGUGGGGUAGCUGUUGUAGCUGCCGUUACUGUGUGCCGUGAUGAAGGAACAAAACGAGAUAACCUAUCACAUUUGAAGUGACUGUCAAUUUUAUUCGAUGGCCCGUACAAAGGCCUUAGCUUGCAGUCAAGUGCCACAGACGCAUCGGCCAGAAAGCUUGUACAUCAAAGUCAUUUACUGGCAUACCCACAACUUAGUGUUCAUGUUGUGUGUGCUUCUUUUUGUCAUAUUUGUUCUUCCACUCCAGUGUGCUUUAUUGUUGUUUUGUACGAUUUUGUGAACAGCGUUAAUUUCCUAUAUCUAGCAUGGACGCUUGAUAGGGAUGCCACCUGUAGUCCCUUGGCUGUGAUAAGCUUUUAGUGAAUAAAGUGUCGUAAUUUAUUCCUC
This is a messenger RNA of Dermacentor albipictus, 7918 nucleotides long. Its product is annotated as secreted frizzled-related protein 5-like. The record is from RefSeq and is a predicted model, not a curated record. NCBI's taxonomy places the organism in Eukaryota, Metazoa, Arthropoda, Arachnida, Ixodida, Ixodidae. Gene Ontology annotation, biological process: non-canonical Wnt signaling pathway; canonical Wnt signaling pathway. Gene Ontology annotation, molecular function: Wnt-protein binding.